Molecule: messenger RNA, 4805 nt
Organism: Seriola aureovittata
Lineage: Eukaryota; Metazoa; Chordata; Actinopteri; Carangiformes; Carangidae
Gene: gcgra
Product: glucagon receptor a
Exons: 14
Coding region: 397-2010 (537 amino acids)
Biological process (GO): cell surface receptor signaling pathway; adenylate cyclase-activating G protein-coupled receptor signaling pathway
Cellular component (GO): plasma membrane
Molecular function (GO): gastric inhibitory peptide receptor activity; peptide hormone binding; glucagon receptor activity
Source: RefSeq, a predicted model, not a curated record
GCAGCGGUCCGGGUCGCGCUCACUCAGCCACUGGUGCCGACCACAGUCCCACAGUUAAUACGUGUACUUUACUUGUUUAUUUUCUCUCCCUUUUAAAAGCCUUUUCUUUCGAAGCAGAGACAGUGAACUUGUCUGCAGUCGCUGACAGGACAGAGGACUUGUUUCCUUCGCUGAAAGCAAGGCGGUAAUUUAUUUUGAAAGUUGGAUUACAGCGGAGCCUCUUGAGCUGAGGGGAAAUAUUGGCUGCCAGAUGCUGCCCAGAAGAUGAGCAGCAGUGAAGUACAGACUGGAGGAAAUCAGCGGAAUCCCGGGCUGUCAACGGCAGUGUGGCAAGCGUAGAUAAACUCUUCCCCGUCCUGCAGUAUCCCCUUCCAUCGCCAACACCAGGAAGAAGGGAUGUCUCGGCUCUUCCUCGUUUUGGCCAUGUUCAUUGUGUCGUGCAGCAUCCAGGUGUCCUCUGCUGCUACCCUGGAUAAGCUGAAGGAGAGUUGGAAAUUGUACAUGGAAGAGUGUGAGCACAACAGCAGCCGAGACCCACCGAGCACUGGCCUCGUGUGCAACAGGACUUUUGACAAUUAUGCCUGUUGGCCUGAUGGACUCCUCAACACCACUGUCAGUGUGGCAUGUCCGUGGUAUCUGCCGUGGUAUCAUAAAGUUCAGCAUGGCAUGGUGUAUCAGGAAUGUGAUGCAAAUGGCCAGUGGGUGACUACAAAGAAUACCAGCGAGUGUGACUCUAAUGAUCCAAGUCAGCAGUACUACGGCCAUAUUCGGAUCAUGUAUACAGUGGGCUAUUCCUUAUCACUGGUGGCUUUGGUGUUGGCACUUGGCAUCCUCAUAUUCUUCAGGAAACUGCACUGCAUGAGGAACAACAUCCACAUGAAUCUCUUUGCCUCCUUCAUCCUGCGAGCGCUGUCGAUCCUCAUCAAAGAUGCUCUGCUGGUGUCCAACAUCACAUCGCAGGACCUCAGCGGAGACCAGGAGCAGGGAUUCCCCCAGGCAUCUAUGCCUCCAGUGGAGCUGCUGGUCAACAAUGGGACAACGGUUAGCUGCCGCAUUGCCGUGGUGAUGAUGCAGUACAGUAUCAUGGCCAACAGCUACUGGCUGCUGGUGGAAGGCAUCUACCUCCACAACCUCCUGGUGAUCACUGUGUUUACGGAGAGGAACUACUUCAAAAUCUACCUGUGCAUUGGCUGGGGUACCCCAUUAAUAUUCCUUGUGCCCUGGGUGAUAGCUAAAUACCUGUAUGAAAAUCAAGAGUGCUGGGAGCAAAACAUAAACAUGAAUUACUGGUGGAUCAUCCGUUCUCCGAUACUGCUGGCAGUUGUGAUCAACCUCCUCAUCUUCAUCCAUAUCAUUGAAAUUCUUGUGUCAAAACUUCAAGCGCACCAAAUGAGAUACACAGAUUACAAGUUCAGGUUGGCUAAAUCGACUCUAACCCUGAUCCCUCUGCUGGGCAUCCAUCAGGUGGUCUUUAUCUUUGUGACAGACGAAUCCACCAAGACCACCAUCGGCCUGCGCCUCACCAAGCUCUUCAUCGACCUCUUCCUCUCCUCCUUUCAGGGACUCUUGGUGGCCAUCUUGUACUGUUUUGUCAAUAAAGAAGUGCAGUCAGAGAUUCUGAAGAAGUGGAAGCGCUGGAAGCUAGGGAGGAACAUCGAGGAGGAAUACCGCCACACCUACAGCAAUACGCCCAACACGAAGACAGGCAGCCUGUUGAACCACGUCUCUCGAUUGCCUCACCUCCCGGACAUCGCCAAAACCUCUGCUCCAGUCUGCAGCCCCGAGGAGAGGCACAUGCUUGUGGCUGGCUGCCAUAACGGUAUGGUCCACGUUAAGGAGGUGGGCCAUUGCACCUCUCCGCUGCACGAGGGAACCAUCAGCAAUUGCACCCUGGUGGAGGACAUCAGCCUUACGGACAAGGUGCAGUGCUAUGAGGUUCAGAGAGAGAACGAGCCACCUGCGAAAGACACUGGGAACGAAAACUUGGUGAAAAAAGCUGGAGGGCUUUGAGCUCUCACCUGUCUCUGACAUAACUGCCCUGGGUGGCUGUGAAGAGCUGGGCUGAUAGAGUCAUUCUGUCAGAGCGGUCUUUUGCUCAGAGAUCAGUGUCACUGGGAGACCGAGCAGCACUUAGCCCUCUCCUCAGCUUGAGAAUGGAGAACAAUAUGGCAGACAUCCACGCUGAGGGGUCUAAUCUGCUGUGAGCUUUGUGAAUGGAUUUCCUUAGGUGUUUGUCAGACAGUGUAAGAAACUGCUGCAUGUUGAACGAUGCAAUAACAGCAUCUCAAGGCAACCCAUGUACAAUAAUAUGGAGAAAAACCCUGAAAGCUUAAACAGCAACAACGGCAACAAAACAAAACAACAACAACAACAACAACAAAAAAGACACAGGGUCCUUGCUUGAGCCUCUGCUUUAAUUUGCGCUUUGCAUCAAAUGUGUGUUUUGUGGUACUGGAGGUUAAAGACAAACUGGAUGUUGAACUGCAUACACAAAAAAAAAGACCAAACAAGUGACACAAAACAAGAGCGUAGGGAACAGGGGAGAGGAGACUACUUUUUUUUCUUUGCUUUGCUCUGAUAUUUGUAAAUGGUUUUUGUCUAUACUGACUUUGAUGAAAAUGUACAGAAAAAAAGAAGAAAGAUUCUGUUGACUGUACCUCAUACAGUAAAGUGACCACAGUGUUGUUCAAGUGGCCCCAUUCAGGGCCCAUGGGAAACUGGCAGCUGCUCUCACCAGGUCAUUCCUGACUUACACAUAGACCUUAAAGCAGGUCAAGAGAUGGCAUGGGAUGAAUUAUAAAUAAGCUAAAAAAUUAUCAUCGCUUGACUUACUUUGGUGUUUUACAAUAAAAAUAUAAUUUUUAAUAUAGGUCUAAACCUUGGAUAAUGCUGAGUGCUACAGUUAUCACUGUGUACAUGUGCCAGGUGUGUUUUCAAGGGGAAUAGUUGCCAUUAAAUAUGUUUUCUUUCCCCCUUUCACCAUCAAGAAAUUGUCUGACUCACACGCCUUGGUAUACAAUAUGAACUUCUACACAGUAGCCUACUCAACCCCUGAGAUGGAAGCUGAUAGGGGGAGAGAACUGUGCACUCAAAUCAAGGAUAAAAAUACACAGCAUAUAGACAUGACCUGUAAAGGCACGCAUGCAUAAAAUAUGAAUCCAACAGUGACUCAAAAUAGCAUGUCACCUCUGGCACAAGGGUGUUUUUUGUGAUGCUUAAUAUAUGUGCAUGCAAGAUUGCGCAGAUUUAGUGAACUUAAGCUGUAAGUUGUGCGUGCCGCAUGGUGCCAUCACAUCUGUGCAAGCGCCAAAAAUGUCAGUUAGAUUGUGCUGAUGACUGCAUGUGCCCAGUUACUCUACAGACAGUGUUUUCAGUAUUCAGCCAUAUUCUGUGUCUGCAGCUGCUGUGGACACUGAACAAAACUCUGUGCUCUAAAGGUAGAACAAAUCCUCUCUGAUAAACAUGCUAGUGACAAAGAAAGCUAAAUUAGCAGUAGUGGUACAUUUGCUUCUGAAUACAUUGCAUUAUUAUUAUUAUUUUUUUUUUAAAGGGAAGCUUUUUUUUUUAAAAAAAAACAGUUAACCUUUGAGUUGCUAAACAUUUUGCCAGAACUAACUCAACUUGACUUUUGUAUGUAUGACUAUUUGCACAAUGUUAAUUUAUAAUUGCUCAAUACUGUGUGUACAUAUGUGUUCAAACAGGUGAUUUAUUAGAUUGCUGUCAAUAUAUUUCAUGAAUGUGUCCCUGUGUAUGUAUGUAUGUGUGUGUGUGUCUGUGACAGUAUAUUUUCAGGUGGGUAUGUAUGAAUGUGUAUAGUUUCAUUAUUCAAGAUUUGUGUAUGUGUUACAGUAGGACAAAUCACUGGCUGCAGCCAGAGGAGCAGUGGGUUGAUAUAAACCAGUGCAACUGGCUUCACACAGAGCAUCGAGGUCAUAGGUCGAUAUGAGUCAGUCCCACUCUAGUAUGUGCGGUAUCACACCACAGGAUAUUCCCAGAAUUCAUGCCUAUAUAAGGCAUGAGGAAGACACAGCUCUGUUUUAUUAUGGAAGCCAGUCUCAGUGUCAUUUUGUUUUUCAGAGUUAAAUUGAAGCACAACAGGGGCGUGUUUGUCAUUCAGACAAUAGUUCUGUGCAUUUACACUUCAGCCAGGUGCUGGUGUUGAGUCUGUAAAAAAAUUGCAGAAUGGGGCUAUUUUUCAUCAACAUCUGCUUAGGAUUGAAAUAGAGCAGGUAAUAGAUAUCCAGUACUCAGAAUUGAGCUGGGCGCAUGACGCACACCACGGCGCUGCCAGUGCUCAGAUGUGAAUUUGCAGUGUUUUUCUUGUUUUGCAGAGCAGGAGAAAUAGUUCGAUACUGACACGGCAACAAAGGAAUGUUAUACACCUUGAGUAAAAUAGAAUUCAAUAGAGUUUAUAAGUAUAUUGCUGAUUUUUAUUUCAAUCGAAAACAUGUAUUUUAAGCUGUGACCAUUACCAUGUAUGUUUUUUGAAACCAGCAGCUUGGGUCACUCCCCUUUCUGGACCAAAGUGGUUCUUGUCUGAAUGUAUUCUUUAAAAAGGCCUAAAUCAGUAUGUCCUUUUUUCUUUUCUCUUAAAGGUGGUUAUGUAGAGUAUAUUUGGUGUGAGAAGCCAAUCAGUAAAAACUGUGUUAAGGUGUAUACAGUUCAUAUUGUGUCCACUUAUCAAACCUUGUCCAAAUAGUGAAAGAAUAAAUUACAAUGUAUGUGAAAGACUAUUUUAACUUUGUGUUUUUUUGUAUUGGUGAACAUUCAUGGUGUUAAAAUAAAUAGAAGAAAGCAUGUCCAGA